AUGUUUGCAUUUGGAUGUUUUUCGAGAAAUAAAGAAAAUAAUCACUCGCAAAAAAUUAAUGAUAUAUCAAAAUCAAAGAUCAUUCAUGAUGAAUGUUUAUUAAACAAACAAAAGGAAAUAGUGGAGAAAGAAAAAAAUAAAAAAGGAAAGAUUAAUAGAGUAUUAAGCUAUUUAGGCUCUUGGUUCUGUAUGAAUAAUAACAGGAAAACAAAUGAUGAAAUUCUAGAAACGCAAAGAUUAAUUGAUGAAGAAAAGUCUAUGAACGAUAACAAAGGUUGUGUAAAUACUUUAAAUGAUACCGUAGAAACAAGUGAAAAAAAAUUACCAAAUGAAGAAAAAUCUAUUAACAAUGAUGAAGAUGGUGUAAAUAUCCCAACCGAUGACGCAAAGACAAGCGAAAAAAAAUUAUCUGAUGAAGAAAAAUCUAUUGCCAAUAAGGAAGAUGGUAUAAAUACUGCAACUGAUAACGUAGAGACAACCAAUACAAUGGAAGAUUUUAUGAAUAAUGAUAAUUCUAGUUUAAAACAAGUUAAACCACCUGUUUUCAAUCCGGAAGAUGUUAAAUUGAUUACUAAAGAUUGUGAUGAGUCUGUUAUAGGAGAAAUAUGUGUAGAAUUUGAAGGUAGAAAAUUUCGAUUUACAUUAUUUACAACUACUAAACUAUCCUCAAUUGCAAAAUUAAUAUAUAAAUCAUGUGGGUACUCUACAUUACCUCCUAUGAGUUUGGAGGAAUUGAUAGAGAAACAGAAACAAAAUGCGAAGGCAAUUGAUAAAAGACGAAGGAAAUUUCCUCCUGGAUUUAAAGCCCUUAGAGAGAAGAGAAUUAGAAGAAAGCGUGCGACAAUACUCCCAGAAAUUUUAAUGAAAGAAAAUAACAAAAAGGAACUUGAACAGUUUUAUAAAGAAUUGGAAGAUGAAGCAACGUAUUUCGACGAAAGUUGUAUACGAGGAUUCUGUGGUCCAUAUUUACCUGAAGACAUGCUAGAUGAUCCACCAGAUGACGAGUGUAAUACAAAUAAUGUUACAGAAGACAAAACACAGAAUAUUAAAAAGAACAAAAAAGAAACAAAAAAAACUACUUCUAGUAAAGAGAAUGUCAAAAUAAAAGAUGAGAGCUCUUCUUAUGAUUUAUACAAGGAAUAUGCAGGAAUGUCCCUUUUAUGGGACAUUUAA
Vairimorpha ceranae is the source of this 1173-nucleotide messenger RNA. RefSeq lists its product as hypothetical. Lineage: Eukaryota; Fungi; Microsporidia; Nosematidae. The coding region runs from base 1 to 1173 and encodes 390 amino acids. The record is from RefSeq and is a predicted model, not a curated record. The transcript has a single exon.